CGUAGCUUACGAUAUAGUGGACAUCUGAUAAUAUGCAUAAUACCUGAGAGCAGGUUUACUAAACUGUUUUCGUUGAAGAUCGCUCCAGCCGAUACUUCAAGCGCUGUUACAUGGCCAACAAGAAGAAUCAUUACUCAGUCAUCUAUGCCUGCUCGAUCUUGCAACCAAAUUGACUAUCCGGCUGAUGUCAUCAUCAUGUUAGAUUCCUCUGAAAAUUUCUCGCCAGAGGAAUUCGACAAAAUGAAGGAGAGUGUCGCCGAAUUGGUUGAUGCAGGAUUCGAUCUCUCACCAGAUGUCGCCAGAAUUGGUUUCGUGGUCUAUAGUGACAAGGUAGCCGUUCCGGUUGCGCUCGGUCAUUACGAGGACAACAUUGACUUGAUCCAGCAAAUUUCGGACACGGAAAAGAUCAACGACGGAGUGGCCAUCGCCCUUUAUGGCCUUAAUGCUGCUCGACAACAGUUCCAGCUGCACGGAAGAGAAAAUGCUACUCGUAUCGUAAUAAUGAUAACCAAUGGAAGAAAUAGGGGAAAUGCAGCACCAGCAGCUGAGGAUCUUCGAAAUAUUUACAACGUCCAAUUGUUCAUUCUUGCUGUUGCAGCUGAUGCCGAAGGACUUGCAACAUUGAAACGCAUUGCA
Molecule: messenger RNA, 636 nt
Organism: Ostertagia ostertagi
Lineage: Eukaryota; Metazoa; Nematoda; Chromadorea; Rhabditida; Trichostrongylidae
Source: the annotation of a GenBank genome assembly